Nothobranchius furzeri (turquoise killifish) is the source of this 2472-nucleotide messenger RNA. It is a transcript of the gene grhl3, whose product is annotated as grainyhead-like transcription factor 3. Gene Ontology annotation, molecular function: RNA polymerase II cis-regulatory region sequence-specific DNA binding; DNA-binding transcription activator activity, RNA polymerase II-specific. The record is from RefSeq and is a predicted model, not a curated record. Gene Ontology annotation, biological process: regulation of transcription by RNA polymerase II. Gene Ontology annotation, cellular component: nucleus. NCBI's taxonomy places the organism in Eukaryota, Metazoa, Chordata, Actinopteri, Cyprinodontiformes, Nothobranchiidae.
UGACUCAUCCCCGCGUAUGAACUCCUCUGCUUGGCUGACUCGGAGACAGGAGCGUUUAAAACCAAGCGAGACUUGAACUUAAAGGACCCUGGAGACAUGACCAAGGAGACUGAGACCCUGGGACUGGUCUUUCAGAACGAGAACUUCAGCUUCAACCCCUACGGCAACUACUUUAUGGAAUCCUGGUCCUACCUGGACAACUCUGUCCUUGAGCAGAACCCCCCCAAACCCAGACUCCACCCAGGAGACAACCUCGCAGCUUUAACAAUGCUCCAAGAGCACUGCAGGAACCAGAAGGAGCAGAAAACAAUCACGUUCAACUGUAACGCCAAACCAGAGAGGACUCUCACCAGCACCAGCGAUCUGGUCUCAUUGGAGACCAACGCGAACGCCAUGAAGAUCUACACCGACGGCAUUCCCACUUCCCAGGAAGUCCUGGUGCCCAAGCCCAUCACCUCCCUCCCCAUUUCUGCUCCCACCACCUCAGACACGUACGCCACCCUGACCAGCGUCGUGGCCGACACGUACGACAAGCAGGAGUUCAGCCACAUCUUCGAUGUCCUGAUGCAGGGCGGUGCGUUCACUGACUCAAACACGGAUACUCUUCCGUACAGCGACCCGUUCCCUGAAAGCAACUCCAGCCCAGUUUACUCCGGCUCCUACGCCAGCUCCCCACCAGAGAGGCUCAGGAACGAGUUCCAGUUCUCUCUGGGAUCUCCAGCAGCUUCCUCUCACAAGUCCAGCGACCUGCCGAUGGUGUACCUGAACAAGGGCCAGUUCUACCCCAUCACUCUGCAGGGAGUGGACAGCACCGCCUGCCUCGCUGCCACCAAAGUCAAGACGGUGAUCAUGGCUGUGUUUGAGAAUGACAAGAGCCCAGAAAUGCAGCUUCGCUUCUGGAAUCACUGGCACGCACGCCAGCCAACCGUCAAACAGAGGGUCAUCGACAUCGCCGACUACAAGGAAGUGUUCAGCGGCAUCAGCAAUGUGGAAGAAGUGGCCUUCAACGCUCUCUCGUUCGUGUGGAACCCCCUCGAAGAAGCCAAGGUUUAUAUUGGGAUAAACUCCCUGAGCACAGACUUCUCCGCUCAGAAAGGGGUGAAAGGUCUUCCUCUCAACCUGCAGAUUGACACUUAUGACUUCAGCUCGGGGAACAACCAGCUCCUGCACAGAGCUGCCUGCCAGAUCAAGAUUUUCUGCGAUAAGGGUGCAGAGAGGAAGAUGCGAGACGAGGAGAGGAAGAGGUCCAAGAGGAGGGUGAAGAACAGUAAUGAUGCAAACACUAACAAAUCGAUAAUGAGCGGCUCCGUUGGUACCGAGUGCACCUACUUCAAGAAUCUGGACGACCACAUCACCCAGCCUGUUUUCUUCAUCCCUGAAGCACAUUACUCCACCUUACAGCGAAUGACUUCCUCACUGGAUGACGCAGACAGGAGUUCUCUGAAGAGGUUGUAUCCAGACAGAGAUCAGAGCAGCUCUCCUCCCAACAAACAAGCUCGCAAAGAAGACCCACAAAGAGUUCUCCUGUACGUGAGGGCGGCCACAGAGGAGGUGUUCGACGCACUCAUGCUCAGCUCGCCAACAGUUUCAGGUCUACGGGAUGCUAUUUCCGAAAAGUACGGUUUGCAAAAAGACACCAUUGGAAGAAUCUACAAAAAGUGCAAGCGAGGGAUAUUCGUCAACAUGGACGACAACAUCAUCGAACACUACAGUAACCAGUCGGCGUUCCUCAUUGAGAUGCCGGAGGUAGUCCCCGGUCAGUUCCAGGUCACUCUCGUUGAAGUAUGAAGACAGACGUAUUUGAAGGAUGAACAUGACUGGUCUGUGUAACUGUCCUGCCUCGGAACCAGCACUAAUGCCGCUGCGACCAUCAGAUUUGCUGCAGACAAAACAGAUUCUGAAAGUUUUGUAAAUCUCAUUUGGUCUAAUUUUUUUUGAUGACUUUUUAAAUAUUAUUAUUUGAUUGCUGCGUCAUUUGUACAUAUUUGUAAAUAGAUUUUAAUAUUACAUUGUUUCUACCAUUUUUGUGUAUGAAUUUCAAUUUGUAUUUUCAGAGCUUCGUGCAACUUUUAUAGCAUUUCUUUUCAGUCCCUCCUGCUGCUUUCAGUGUGCUCACCAGUUUCUUUUCAAGUGUCCUGCUGCGUUUGCUUCAGCUAAAGCGUCUUUCUGUUGGUUCCAGUUAGUUUCCAAGUUUAAUCGCCCAUUGUCAGGUUGAAUUCAGAACGUAAAACGUCAAACAUUUCCACCCAUAAAACCACAAAAAGAAUUAGUAUUGGCCAUUUUUGUUAGCCCAAAUCUUCUGACAUUUCCCGCCUGGAUGGUGUAACCACAUGGAAAUUUGGUUUUUAGAAAUUUUAUUUCCUUUUACCUAAUGCAUCAUUUCAAAGCAUUCACAUAUUUCAUUUUUACAAGCCUGUUUGUUACAAAAUGCCCCUUUUUUUUUUACAAAAAUAAACAUUGUUGCUCAUGUGA